Messenger RNA from Strongylus vulgaris, 264 nucleotides. Lineage: Eukaryota; Metazoa; Nematoda; Chromadorea; Rhabditida; Strongylidae. The record is from the annotation of a GenBank genome assembly.
AUGAAGGACUACCGUAUUUCUGGCACGGAAUUCCCAAGUGAUGGUGAGACAGCGAAACAACACAAGCUUGUUGUUGACAUGGACAAACCCUCGAUCUUCACACUUACUAAAGGUUCGCCAUCAACAGUAAAAACGCCGAGAAAGAAGUUAGCCGAGCUUUGGAGAGAGCGUCGCUUAGCCAUCAUCAUAGCGCUUCUAAUUCUCUUUAUAAUUAUACUCCUCAUCCUGCUUAUUUUAGUCGCUUUUCGUGUGGUUGGUUCGUGA